ACAGUGUCAUAAUAGUUUGCCUUUUUAUGAUGUGCUACAGAACUUUGAAAGAUAUUUUUAUUGUAAUUUCUGAUUUUCCAAAAAGUAAGUUGUAAAAGGCAGGGCAGACUACUUAAUGCCUUUUAGAAUCCUUUAACUCUUCUACUUUAUAACUUUGUCUUUCUAUGCAUAAUUUUGGAAUGCUAAAGAGGCUUUCACCAGCAUCACUAAAACCCUAAUGACAUGUUUGUAUUUUAUGUUAGGACGCCAGCAGUGAAAACACUGUGGUUCCUCCAGAAACAUAUGUGAAAGUGGCAGGCCACCUGAGAUCUUUUCAGAACAAAAAGAGCCUGGUAGCCUUUAAGAUCAUGCCCCUGGAGGAUAUGAAUGAGUUCACUGCACAUAUUCUAGAAGUGAUUAAUGCACACAUGAUACUAAGCAAAGCCAAUAGCCAGCCCUCAGCAGGGAGAGCACCUAUCAGCAAUCCAGGAAUGAGUGAAGCAGGGAACUUUGGUGGGAAUAGCUUUAUGCCAGCAAAUGGCCUCACUGUGGCCCAAAACCAGGUGCUGAAUUUGAUUAAGGCUUGUCCAAGACCUGAAGGGUUGAACUUUCAAGAUCUCAAGAACCAGCUGAAACACAUGUCUGUACCCUCAAUCAAGCAAGCUGUGGAUUUUCUGAGCAAUGAGGGGCACAUCUAUUCUACUGUGGAUGAUGAUCAUUUUAAAUCCACAGAUGCAGAAUAACUGGAUCUAAUUGGGUACCUGAGAUAUUUUACAGCUGGACCUAGUUUCACAGUCUCUUGUCUCCAGCUCUGCAUACAUUCAGCCAGGUGGCUUCUAGGAAGUAGGUUUCAUGUCUAAAAGGUCUCUACUGACGUCCUUUUGAAACAUACUGCUCUUCUGUUUUAUUUUGUUUUGUUUGAAGCUCAGAGGGAGAUGGACAAUUGACAGGGAUGCAAUCCAGGAUGGCAUUUCUUGAGGAAGCUACAAAUAAGCUUGUUACAACAUCAAGAUAAUGGAAUCGGAAGGACGCUACCAGGAGAGUACUUACAUAGUGUUUGGGAGUUUCUCUUUUUAAAGUUUUUCCUGCUGCUGAAAGAAGAUGAGCAGGACCAGGGCCUUGUAGGCAGAGCCCUAACUGAGUAACCUGCUAGCCUCUGCCUGUUUCUGUCCCACUUUGGUUGUGUGGCAUUACUUUCAGAAUUGCACUUUCCUGCUUGUCGUGACUGCUGCUUGUCAUGACCGUAUGUUUCUGUGAACACGAAGUUCUGUGGUGGUGCCUCCAGGGGCAGAGGAAAGGAAGUGUUACUGCGUUUUGUACAAAAUAAGUACAUUCAUAUGUUUAAUAAAACAGUUCGAUUGUAGUAACUUGUAAAAA
This is a messenger RNA of Sapajus apella (tufted capuchin), 1356 nucleotides long. Its product is annotated as replication protein A 32 kDa subunit. The coding region runs from base 348 to 722 and encodes 124 amino acids. Lineage: Eukaryota; Metazoa; Chordata; Mammalia; Primates; Cebidae. The record is from RefSeq and is a predicted model, not a curated record. The transcript is spliced from 5 exons. Gene Ontology annotation, cellular component: site of double-strand break; DNA replication factor A complex; chromosome, telomeric region. Gene Ontology annotation, biological process: double-strand break repair via homologous recombination; nucleotide-excision repair; DNA replication.